CGGGCCCCGGUCCUUGACCCCUAACCGAUUAUCGAUUUUAUCUAAGCGAUGGCAUAUGAUCAUUGGUUCAAAAGAUCCAGGAUCGGGUCCAGAGGGGGAAUAGUGUAUGCAGUCCCCGGGGGAUAUCGCUGCAGGAUUGAAAGAAAAAGGACUCAGUCCCUUGCACUGUGUCGCGGGCGCUAUGUUGUGGAACAUAUUAUGAACAAUGGCUUACAGAGCAAAGAUGAACAAUGUGCUUGAGCCAGGGCUACUCACCCCGAUCAACUCGAGACCUGCAUCAACCAAGGCAUGCCUAAUUACUGAUUACGCCCUUGCUUCGGCCGAGAAGCCCGCGAUGGAAAGCUAUGUCGUUGGAGUGGAUGUGGGGGGAACCAAUACCGACGCUGUUCUUAUGAACGGCAAGACAGUUGUGGCUUGGCACAAGUCUCCAAGCACAGCGGACGUCAGCAGCGGCGUAUCAGCUGCGAUUAAGGAGGUGCUGGCAGAGGCUGGAAUUUUGGGUAGUGCAGUGCCACUGGUCAAAAUCGGAACGACGCAAUUCCUGAAUGCGACGCUCGAACGAGACGGCCGAAAAAUGGACAAAGUCGCGGUCAUCCGCUUGUGUGGACCUUACACCCAGAGCGUUGCACCUUUCUUGGGAUUUCCACACUCACUGCGACGUCUAAUCGAAGGCCAUCACGCCUUCGUAGAUGGUGGCAAGCAUGUGGAUGGAAGAGAAAUCAAUCCCUGGUCAAAGCAACAGCUCAGUGAACAAGCCCAAGUCGUCAAGGAGAAGGGAAUUCGCUCAAUCUUGCUAGCUGGUAUUCAUUCUCCAUCGUUUCCUGACCAAGAAGACGAGGCAGCCUGCUUCCUGUCCAAAGAGCUAGGCUCAGGCUAUGAUGUCUCCUGUUCUCAUCACUUGGGCAACGCUAGCUUCUUAGAACGCGAAAAUACGGCGAUACUUAAUGCAAGCAUACGUCGGUUUUCAAGACAAGUGACAAGAAGCCUCGAGGCUGCUGUCGACGAGGUCUUGCCGGGCGCAAAAGUAUUUUUAACCCUCAAUGACGGCACAAUCAGUCCGUCGUGGUAUGCUGCACGGUAUCCUCUAAAAUGUUUCUUUUCGGGACCAACAAACAGUGCGCGUGGGGCGGCAUUCAUGGCCAUGGAAUCUUUAUCUAGGCAGAAAGAGGCAGGGGACGAUGCUGAUCUUCUCGUUGUUGAUGUAGGCGGAACCACAACAGACGUGUGCGGUUUGCUUCCUAACGGUUACCCAAAGCACUCCGCGGCCUUUGUCAAGAUAGCUGGGGUAAAAACUAAUCUCGCGGUGCCUCAAACUCACAAUAUCGGGCUAGGAGGGGGCAGUAUUGUCCGACAGCAUGACACUGGGGUAACGAUAGGCCCUGACUCAGUGGGUGCUGAUGAACUGACACUAUCCCUCGCUACAGGUGGAUCUGCGUUCACUGCUUCAGAUACCAUUAAACUGUCGCCCGAUCGGUUGGGUGAAGUUGGUAUAACAAACGAAGUGCUCUACCAGGCAAGGGAUAAGAUAAAGUCCAUGGUCGAAACAGCAGUUGAAUUCGCGAAGACUAAGCCAUUGGAUGCAAAUGUCAUAUUAGUUGGUGGUGGUAGCUUUAUUGUACCUGAUGUCGAGCGGUUGAGAGGCAUCGCUGCGGUUGUCCAACCCCAGUGCUACCAAGUAGCUAAUGCCAUCGGUGCCGCCAUCGCCAAAGUCAGUGGCCGCAUAGAUCGAAUCGUCACUCCCCAACAGCCGCGGUCGAUGGAAAGUUUAAUUGAAGACGGGAAGAAAGAGGCUUUGCAGCUCUGCUACGAAUCAGGCGGCAGGUUAGAGACAGCAGAGAUCGUCAACUUGGACAUCAUCCCAGAAACGUACUCGUUUGACGGUUCAUUUCGAAUGAUCAUCAGAGCUGUGUCAGACUUUGACGAUAGGUCUACAACAGUCACAUUCGGGGAUGAAAUGCCGCAGCACGCUCAGGGUGCCGAAGUGACUGAUACUGCUGCAGAUUUUGUUAAUGACAUGAUUGUAGAAUACAACAACGAGCAGGUUGCGGUUCCUGUAGAUAUAUCUACUUACGUACCGCAAAUUCAGAACGAUAUCUGGACUCUAUCAGAGACAGAUGUCGACAUUCUUGUGGAUGGUACUGGUAUCCUAGGCGUGGGCUGUGCUGGUGAGGCGACCAACUAUCAGAUAGCGCUGAAAGAGGCUAUACGCUUGGGUCAACAAGUGCAAGUAGUCCCUCCAAGGGCUGUUAAGCCAGAGGACGUCAUUUGUCCGACCUGCUGGAUAGGAUCUCCAACAGCGUUCUUCGAGAGAAUCCCUGGUAACCACGAAAUGCGAGAGGCUAUUUACGCCAACUUAGGUCAGGUCGGAAAAUCAGACUUCACGUACACCAUUCCAACGGAGAUUGGGGGACCAAAUGCUCUGGAAGCACUUUUACUUGCUGCCAAACUUGGAAAGAAAGCACUAGACGCCGACGUCAUAGGCCGAGCGUUUCCAAAGGUUUAUAUGACCAUUCCAGCUCUACAUGGGAAGAGCAUAGCCCCGGCAGCUAUCUGCGAUGGAAAUGGCGUUACCAUACUACUCAAAAGCGCCCGGGACGAUUAUCAAGCAGAAGAAAUACUCAGGACUAUUGCGGGCCAGCUUGGAGGAAUAGCAUCACUCGCGUUCCGUCCGUUUUCCGGGGACGAAAUAUAUGCUUUUGCCCAAAACAGCUAUUCUCUUGCUUGGAUGAUAGGGCGCAGCAUGCAGCUUGCUAGGGAGCAGAAGGUCGAUGUCGCAUCGACAAUUGUAGCAACAGUUUCGGGUCGCAUAUUAUUUCGUGGUAAGGUGAACCUGGUGUCUCGGCAGGUCCAGAAUAGUUUCACUCGUGGCACUUGUACCAUUUUACCCCAAACCGGAGAAGAUAACUUGUCUCAUGCGUCUUGGCUUGAGCUCGUAUUCGAAAACGAGAUACUUGCAGCCAAUCUCCAUUCGAAAGACUCUCAAUCAUGUCUGGCCACCACACCAGAUCUGUUUGCCAUAAUCGAUGCCACUAGCGGCCAAGUCGUAGGUAUCACAGAGCUGAGAUAUGGUCUUCAGGUUGCCAUUGUUGCUUUUCCAGCACCAGAGAUCUGGUAUUCAGAGGAAGGUCUAAAACGGGGUGGGCCUGUCGCGUUUGGGCUCCCCCAGUGUGAAAGCUCCGCGUUUGAUAAGGCAAGAGUUCCAGAUUCGUUAUUUGACAAGCGCGAAUGAAUCAGUGGAUUAUAAUCAGCAAUAGCUCCUAAACCAUAGGUAUUUUCCACCCUCUUUGAAUCAUAAUGUCCAUCCAGAAGGUGUCUAUUCC
This is a messenger RNA of Truncatella angustata, 3320 nucleotides long. RefSeq lists its product as uncharacterized. Bases 206 to 3229 code for a protein of 1007 amino acids. Gene Ontology annotation, molecular function: 5-oxoprolinase (ATP-hydrolyzing) activity. Lineage: Eukaryota; Fungi; Ascomycota; Sordariomycetes; Amphisphaeriales; Sporocadaceae. The transcript has 8 exons. Gene Ontology annotation, cellular component: cytosol. Gene Ontology annotation, biological process: glutathione metabolic process. The record is from RefSeq and is a predicted model, not a curated record.